This is a messenger RNA of Closterium sp. NIES-67, 6285 nucleotides long. The record is from the annotation of a GenBank genome assembly. Lineage: Eukaryota; Viridiplantae; Streptophyta; Zygnematophyceae; Desmidiales; Closteriaceae.
CACGGCUUGCACCCAAUCUCCACCAUAUCCCGUCUUAGGGUCUAGUUAGCAUUCUGGCUUCGAAUUCUUGGUUUACCUGUCAGCCGAAUGGCGGAGAUCGCGUCUGUGGUUCGACAGCACUCCCGCAGCGCGCGUCAAACCCGUAAGCCUCCUCAGCUGUUGCCUAGCCAGUCAUUCCACCGUGGCCGGCCGUACGAUGCCGCAGAUGGUUCCAGCGAGCGACGUCGCAGAAGCGGCUGCAGCCCUUACGGCGACCGACCGCCUGGUUUCGAACCGCCGUCUCCCAGCUCCGACCAAUCGUGCCACUCAAGCGGCAACUCGCCCAGGCCCGAUAGACGGCCGGCGCGUAACACGGAGUAUCGCGACGGACAGCAUCGGGUGGAGGGCGCUAGUCCGCGCGAUUGGACGUCGGGCGACGAGUCGGAGGAGCAUUCGGCAGAGAGCAAAGUGCGCCGAUGGCUGGGAGCUAGCGCCGCAGACGACGGCGCGCAGGUGGCGGCCGCGGAGGGGGAACGGCCGUUCUGGCACCGGCUGCUCGGGUGGGACCGACGAGCCACGCCGGCAGUGCAGCCGGCAGCGGCAGCUGCGCAGGCGAACGGCGGCGGCGAGGGAUUGCGAGGCGGCGACGGGAUCAUGGCGCCGGAGCUGCUGUCCAUGUCGCGAUGGCUGCCGCACGGGACGGGCCGGGAGAGUGCUAUCGAGUUAGAGCCUAUAACGGAGCAGUGGACGGAGGAGGGAAACGCGCAGCGGAGCAUGCCGCGGGCAGUAGGCGCAGACAGGCGCGGGGACAACGGCUCCGCAGCGAGAGAGUACGAGAGCCCCCAUGGCUCCCACGCCUCCACGUUUGACGCUGCGGCGCGAGAGUCCGCGUUGCUGCACGAGCCCCUUAUCACCGACCCCAUGGAGGCUGCUGCCGCUGCCACUGCCGCCGGCCCUCCUCCGGGCCUACCAAGGUGGCUCAGGGAGGUGGAUGUGGGUCCGCUGAACACAGGCUUGGAGCCGCACGUCCGGUUCGAUGACAGUGGCUCCAGCGCGUCCCAGUACAUGGACGUCGCCGGACCUGUGCAUGAGGCUCGGACCCAGCCUCCAGCUUCUAGGGCUCGGAAUUCGAGCCUGAUGAUAUCGCUGGAUGCCGGGGAGCACGACCAGGAUGGCAUGGCGGCUGAUGACGUGGAUAAGGACGGGCCAAUCAGGAACGGCCUAGCUGGCGUCCCGGACGAGCUGAGGGCAAGCCGCGUGGCCUCAGCCUUUGCAGCGAUAGAGCAGAAUGGGAAGUUGCCUGGAAGCGGGCUGGGCCGUGCGAGUGGCAGCAGUGAGGAUGGUGGGGAGAAGGGGGAGCGGUGGGGGGAUGGGGAUGGGAAGGGCGCAGGGGAGGACGAGGAGGGGGAGCAGUUUCUGCUGGACAAGGAAGUCAUUCAAGCGAUGUACGAGUCAGUGAAGCACAUGCAGUGGCUGACGGAGAACUUCAAGAACCUGCUGGCCUUCUCGCUCUACACAUGCCUCUACCUCGCCGUGCUCUACCUCCAGGCCGACUCCUCCCGCAACUACGAGGUCGCCACCGCCCACAACAUCCUGCUGCCGCCGGGCGUUUCGGGCGCACAGACGAACCUGCUGAACGGACCGGAGGACUUCUACUCGUGGCUCAACGACACCAUCCUCCAGGUGGUGUGGAAAGACCCCCCCUGCGGCAACGGUGUGUGCGAGCGGCCCCUGGAGUUCCCCGCCUUCGGCCGCUUUGGCUGUGAGGCGGACUGUGGCGCCAUGCCCGCGCUGCGCCCUCUCACGCUGCGCCUCUCCUCCGCCUUUGCCUCGCUGGACCAGGCCCAGGCGUCUGAUUGGAACCUCUGCCCAAAGGGGCUGCCGUCCCUGUGCUGGUACGAGUCCCCACAGGUGUUUUCUCAGGUGGCGGCAGACUGGGAGGACACAGUGUGGGUGCCGGAGGGCAACUGGGAGCUCAUUCUCACGGCGCCCUUUGGGGGGGUCACAGGGUCCAUGCACCUCGCAACGGACUCCUCCUCCGCGCCGCCCCUCGCCCAGUGGGGCGGCUGCCAGGAGCCCUCCGCGUCGCCACUCACCCGCUGCCGAUCUGCAUGCGCCACGUUGGCCCACUGUGUGCACAAGGCGUGCAGUGAGCCGCCCUCCGCGCGUGCGCUGGCCGCUGUCUUUGUGGACUGCGCUGCCGCCUGCAACAACCCACCGCACACACCGCCCUUCCAAGGCGCCAACCUCACGUGUCCUCAGGUCCUCCGAGCCACGCCAGGGGACUUGUCAGCGUACCACUGCGCAUCCGCUGCAGCCGGGCCCAGGCGACUGUCCCAGGAGGCAGUGCCGUUACGCCGUCAUCCUCACGCGGCACCGUGGCAGCUCUCCGGCCGCCGCAGAGCGCAGCAGCAGCGGGAUGCCGCUCUGCCUGCAGCACCGGCUGAUAUGUCCGAAGCGUCCAACUCCCCUGCUGGUGUCACCGACGCCAGCCUCUGGGCGAGCCUGGGUUCCUCUGACCAGCAGCGUAUCCAGAACUCCCACGUGGCGGUCGCCCGUGCUCUCUACACAGCAGUCAAGGACAGCUGUCUCGUCACGGCCGCUCCCUUCCAGCCCCCCCUCGCCCCCUCCUCGCUCUCAAACCCCCCCAGCACCAGUAGCGCCAGCACCACUCCUCCUGCCUCCUCCCCCUCGUCCUCCCCCUCCCCCGCCUCCCCUGCCCCGGCUCUGCUGGCCCCCGCGUCUCGACUGCGCCUGGUGGCGUUUCUAUGCUCGCUGCUGGGCGGGCCGCAGGCGGCGCAGCACGUGCACGGGUGCAACUACACACACCACGCGUCGGGCCGGCAGCUCGUGUCGCUGCAGCAGCUUGCCACUGACGUGCCGUGGGGGCAGGCAAACGGCACCCCAUCCCUCCUCUCCCCCACGCAGCAGGCGCGCUUCACGUCUCUCCUCCUGGCCGCCCUCGACUCAGUGGUCGCCCUGCCCCCCACCGCGCGCGCCUCCCUCGCCCGUCUCCUGCGCGCCCUCGACCCCUCGGUGGUUGACCCCUCGCUGCCGCCAUGUGGGCUGGCGGUGGGCCCCACGCUGCUGUGGGCGCCGGGAGUGGGGCUGAACACGACGGUGGCAGCGGGAGACAAGGUCACGUGGCUGUGGGCGGAUGGGCUGCCGCACGCCCUCACAUUGGCGGACCCGAGCCCGCCCCUGCCCUCCCCCUGGCACGGCUUUGGCUCUGGCCGCCUGGUGGUGGCGGCAGACGCCAUGUGCUCCACUGACAACGUGGGCGUGCUGCCGGAUGCCAGGGGCGAGUCAGAGCGCGAGGUGGCAGCGGUGCAGCAGCAGUGGGCGGCGCACAUCCCCCUGCCCUGCGCACUCUCUGUCCCCGGUGACCCCUCUGUCUUCUCAGUGUCAGCCGUGCUCCUCUCCCCCGGCCCUUACCGCUACCAGUGCGCGCGCACUGGGCAGCCCAUGGCAGGCCUGCUCUCCGUGCUCCCUUCCCCUGCUGCGCCUCAGUCGCUCUCCAUAACCACCCUUGCUGCCGAUACAUCACUUGCGACUGUUACGCUCUGGGCACGUGCGACUGCGGCUGCUUCUCCUGCAGUUGCCGCCCCACUUCCCGCGGCCACAACAGUGUCCCCACCGCCGCUGGCAGAGCAGUGUGCGCCGGGCUGCACUCUGAGCAUGCUGGCGGACGGGCUGUGCCACAGCGCGUGCCACGUGGACGCGUGCGCCUUUGAUGGGGGCGACUGUGCGUGUGCCGGCCCCCCCUUCACUCUCCCGCCCUCCAUGGCUGCUGCCCCCACCUCCUGCUCCUGCCCGGUUGACCAGGCGCGCUCGAAGCAGGGAUUGUGCUGUCUCAUGAAGGACGCCGGCUCGCGCCUGCGCUUCCCCUUCGCCGUCCGUGGCGCCACCUCCGACGCCACCGUGAAUGGUAUCACCAAUGCUACUGCCACGAGCACCAACGCCAACAACACCACCACAGCCAACAGCACCUCGGCGUCGCUGCUGCAGGCGCUGAUGGCGGCGCGGCAGCAGGAGGCGCAGGUGCGGUUUGUGGCGGAGCACAACCGCCUGCUCAUCGGGCUCUUCCUCGAACAGACGCGCGCCGAUGGCGGGCCCUGCCGCCCCUCCAGGUUCCUGAGCCUCUUCCCCUACUGCGCCAACAGCACCUCGCGCCAGCCAUUUGGAGUCAACCCCGCCUUCCUCCCCUCCUCCUCCCUUUAUGACCCCGACGCUGCCGCCGCCCUUGCCAGCCAGUCAGACCCCUCUGAUCCGGGCGGCAGCAGCAGCACUGUAGACCAAUCAGCAGACGGCAGCACUGUAGCAUCUCCAGAAUCCACGGAGCUGCGGGCGUUUCAGAACCGCAGUGUGCCGUACGGCUUCGCGCCAGUGCAGCCAAACAAGGCCGCCUUCCCGCUGCUCUUCGACGUCAACCUGGACAGCCGGGCGGCUGCCGCCCGCCUGCAGUACCUCGUGGACGGCUUCUUCAUUGACAACGCCACCCGCACCAUCACCGCCCAGCUGCUCACCUACAAUGGGGAAAGCCAUCACUUUGUGCUCACACGAGUGCGCUUCAUCUUCCAGGUGGGCGGGCAGAUGGCCGUCAAGUACGAGAUAGAGCCGGUGAACGUGGAGGUGUUUCGCACGGAGGGCGACUGGGUGCAGCUGGGCGUGACCAUCCUCUACGUCAUCGCCGUCAUGUGGAACCUGCUCGAGGAGGCACGGGAGGCCGUCAGGCUCUGGCUGCAGACCGGCAAGGUGUGGACGUACUUCCGGUCGCUGUGGAACUGGCUGGACGUGCUCUCGCUCACCAUCCAGUUCACCGGCAUCAUCAUGUGGUUCAUCAUAUCGGUGCAGCUGUCGGGCCCCUUCACAGUGCAGGCGCGCUACAACGUGUACGCCUCCCUGGGCGACACGCCCUUCUACUGGCGGGUGGUGUACCCGCCGGUGGAGUACCUAAACGCCAUGGCGGUGUACAGCCAGGUCGAGAACAUCAUCUCCUGGCGCUCCAUAUGUGUCGCCAUUCAGGGCAUCAAUGUGUUCCUGAUGACUCUGCGCCUCUUAAAGCUCAUGGACUUCCAGCCGCGCAUCUCCAUCCUCACACGAACUAUGGCAGCAGCCCUGCCUUCCCUCGGCCACUUCCUCCUCCUCUGGGCGAUCGUCUUUGUCGGCCUCUCCGUCUACGCCUACGCUGUCUUCGGACGGACCCUCGAUCAGUUCAACACGCUCGCCAUGUCGCUUGUCUCCUGCUUCCUUAUUCUUAUUAAUGAUAACUCGACGGGUUAUUAUUUUAUUCAGCUGGAGGGGUGGCCGCUGGCGGCAGCCAUGGUGUUUUGGAUCGCGUUUGUGGCGGUGAUGGUGUUUGUGCUGCUCAACGUGCUCAUUGCCAUCGUGGUUGAUGCCAUGAUGGAAGUGCAGAAGGAGUCGGAGGAUUCGCCGUCCUUCUUCCUGGACAUGUGGCGUGUGCUGCGUGCCUACGCCAUCCGCUGCUCGUCGCGCUACUGGAAGCCCGGCCGCCUGCAGAGGCACCUGCUCGCACUGGGGGCGGAGGACGAGCCCCAGGGUUCGCUGUUUGCGCACUCCAUGCGGGUCAUCCGCGGCAGCUUCAACGACCUGGACAGCUGCUUCAGCUUCAACUGCGCCCGCCCCCAGCCGGACCUCAGCCGCCCGCGCCGAGUCUUCCGAGUCAACGCCCGCAGCUACAACGCCGAUAACUUGUCGGCAGUCCUCGAACGCCGCCUGCAGCGCUUUCCCGCCGCUGCUGCUUCGCGCCGAUUUUCACUGCUCAAAUCAGACCAGGAAAGUAUGGAUCAAGAAGUGCCAGGCAUCAACCCUGAUAAAAUUACAGAUCUCAUCUUGGCUCAGUUUGGAGAAGACAUGGGCGUGACGGUGCGAGGUCCGGGGCAGGGCCAUGAUGAGGAUGAAGAACAGCUCGAGAUGAUGAAGGGAAAGGUUUCUGAAAUCGAACGGCGCACCGCUGUCUCGUCUGAAGGCCUGGCAGAGCUUCAAGGGGAAUUGCAAUUGCAGCGCCGUGCACUUCGCCAAUUGCAACGUCAUCUCGCCAAUCGAGACCUUCGGAUUGAAGAGCAGAGAGCAGAGUUACAGAGGCAGCUGACACAACAACAUCAGCUUCUACUUAGGCUGUUAAACGCCAGAAGUUAGGAUAACAAUGUGUCCCUUCUGUUGCGAUCCGAGGAUCUCCUUAGCGAAUGGCUCGUGUUUUGUGUAGUGCAACUCUUCCCCGUUCAAACUAACGCUGAUUGGACGGCGGCCGACCUUCUGCUGUCGCCAGCCGGUUUCAAGUGGAAG